GUUCAUCUUACAAUGCCGUAACUACAUCCUCUCAAUCAUCAGUCAGAAAAGUUUUACGAUCCUCUUCGUAUGGACCUCUUGAUCAUUAUAUUGUUAGGCUAUUGUCAUAUUCAGAUAAUGAAAAGUUUAAAAUCCUUUUAUUAAGAUUAACAAUAGCAGUUUCUGAACAUGAUAUAGCUAUGUAUGAGGCACUUCAUGAAGAUUUAAUUGGCGAAACUCUCACAUUCGAUGGUUCAGAAAGAGAAUCUUAUGUUUCAGUAAUGGAAAAAACAAAUACAAUGAUCGAGGAGUUAAAAGGUAUGAAUAUAAAAGUUUCAGCAGUCAUAACUGAUAGUGCUAGCCUCUAUGCAGCAGCUAG
Molecule: messenger RNA, 358 nt
Organism: Scutellospora calospora
Lineage: Eukaryota; Fungi; Glomeromycota; Glomeromycetes; Diversisporales; Gigasporaceae
Source: the annotation of a GenBank genome assembly